Hyla sarda is the source of this 8202-nucleotide messenger RNA. RefSeq names its product EH domain-binding protein 1-like. Gene Ontology annotation, molecular function: protein binding. The transcript has 20 exons. Lineage: Eukaryota; Metazoa; Chordata; Amphibia; Anura; Hylidae. The record is from RefSeq and is a predicted model, not a curated record. Bases 535 to 4974 code for a protein of 1479 amino acids.
CUAACUUAGAGGGAAUGAGAAGCGAGACUGACUAAAAAAGAGAGGAACUUAGAACUCAGAGACCCCAGAAAGUCAAUAUGAGACAGACUGGCAUGGAGCACUUAAUGGGCUGAGACUGGGAAACUGUCUAUGGCAAACAGGAAAGAAUGAGGUAAAUUGGAAGAGACUUCUCUGCAGCGAAAGGAGCUGUCACUGACAGGCGAGGAUUUGACAUGGAGGCUGAACAGUGACUGGACUUGUCUCUGACAGGCAGACACCCUGAAAAGUAAGGUAAAGUUUCCGAACAAGCAUCAGGAUCUUCUCUCCAUACGAAAGAGAGGACAAAGGAACAGGUUGAGCAAACAAAUACUGUAUUUUAAGAAAAUGACAAGCACCUAAAACGGUGAGACAGACUGAGAAAGCACACAGGAAGGGAGAGGCAAGAAGAGAGAGCGCAACUGAGUCACCAGCAGCAAGGAAAGACAGCAUUUGUGUCCUGCACCCUUCACCAUGCUGGACUCUGUCAGAGACUGUCACUGAGAGAAAGAGACAACCAUGUCUUCAGUAUGGAAGAGACUGCAGCGUACCGGCAAGAGAGCCUCCCGCUUCCAGUUCGUGGCCUCUUACCAGGAACUGAUAUUAGAGUGCACCCAGAAAUGGCAACCGGAUAAAAUAGUAGUUGUUUGGACUCGCAGGAACAGAAGAGUUUGCUCCAAGGCUCAUAGCUGGCAGCCGGGGAUCAAGGAUCCUUUUCGUGGAUCGGUUGUGUGGGCUGUUCCUGAAAAUGUGGACAUCACAGCAACACUAUAUCGAGACCCACACUCCGAUCACUUUGAGGAGAAAGAAUGGACAUUUCAAGUUGAAGGGGAAUCCCGAGGCCAUAAAAAGCUCCUGGCUGUGGCUCCCAUUGACCUACGUAAAUUUGCAGCCAUUAAUUCUGCUCCUCGAGAACUGAGGCUAACUCUUACGCCGCGGUCUGUAAAGGUUGUGGCCGCAACCCUCACCGUCAGUAUUACCUGCACUUUAUUGCGAGAAGGCAAAGCUACGGAUGAUGAUAUGCAGAGCAUUGCCAGUCUCCUGAGUCUGAAACCAUCCGACAUUGCAGACCUUGAUGACUUCAAUGAAGAGGAAGAGGAGGACAAAUUCCAAAGACACAAUCGCAAUUCUCUGGGUGGAGCCCCCCGAGGAUAUCUUAAAAACGUAUUCUCUGACUACUUUCCAGAGCCCAUGCGGGAGCUGAGUACUCUUGCUGAAGAAGAUGAAGCCUCUCUUUCUACAAAGAAUACUCCAUCUCUCCGUGGCACCUCAAAGCCUUCUCUUACUAGUCCUCCUCCUGUGCCUCCAUUCUUUCCGAGAAUAAAUAAGAAAGUUAAAUCUGACAAGACUUCUCUCCCUACAGCGAAAAAAGAAAGCAUUAAACCUCAAACCGAUGGCAAACAUAGCCACAGUAACAAUGAGCAUGAGAAGCAGUUGUCUAGAAGAUCUAUGGAGUCAGCUGCAAGAAUGCCUGCAACCAGCCAAGACCAGAGGCCUAAUGAGGUAUGGAAGAUCAGAGAAGCCGCCCCUGACAAAAAGCAACUCCUCAGUGACACAGCCAUGGAACAGCCAGAGCCAGCCCCUAGGGAUGGGUAUAGGGAGACUAGGGAGAGUUUUCACCAGGUGGCAUAUCUAGAAGAGAUGGUGUCAGAGCCUUCACUCCUUCCUGAGGAUGCAGCAAUAAAGAAACAAGUUCACACAGUAAUAGUGACAGGAGAUGAAACGGAGGUCAAGAUACCUCAAAUACCAACUAUACCAAAGCGGGCAAAAGCAAGCCAUAUGGCAGAAAGAGAAGCUACAAAGAAACCAGUAGAGAUGGCCCCUGAACUUGUUCAGUUUUUAGAUAAAGAAACUAUAUUGUGUGAUUUGCCAGAAACAGGGAUUCCGCAAAGAACAUCUUUUAGCACAGAGAAAUCACUUCUUGCAGAGAAGAGCCCAGAUGACAUAUCUGAAAUGCCUGAGAUAACAGUCAGGUCAGCAGAAAUAGUUAUAGAAAUGACAAAUGCACAAGAACCAACAAGCCAGUCAGCUGACAGCAUGACAGCAAUAGGUGACACACAAAAUACUUCUAAGGCAAACAAUUUAGUGGAGGCACAAAAUGUUUAUGGAGAAAACCCUGUAGUAAAAGACAGAGUAGCAGACCUAGCUGAACCAACAGAACCAGCAAUCGCUGGAGAUGAGAAUUUACUAAGAACAGAUAUAAGUCAAAUGUCUCAGAAUGUAAGAGAAGAGACCUAUAACAAAGUCCACGAUGUCACUGAUCACCUGCAAGAGCCAAACAUAGAACAAAGAUUGUUUGAUAGAGAUGGUAUAGAGGAGAUUUCAGCAAAUAUCCAGGCGGUGGAGGAAAUAAAACACAUAGAUGUAGAUAAAACAAAUACACAAGAAUCAACAAGCCAGUCAUCCAACAGCAUGACAGUAAUAGGUGACACGCAAAAUAAGACAAACAAUUUAGUGGAUGCACAAAACGUUUAUGAAGAAAACCUUAGAACAAAAGACAGAGUAGCAGACCUAGCUGAACUAUUAGAACCAGCAAGGGCUCAAGAUGAGAAUUUGCUAAGAACAGAUAAUAAUAUAAGUCAUAUGUCACAGAAUGUAAAAGACAAAGUUCAGGAUAUCGCUGACUAUCUGCAAGAGCCAAACAAAGAACAAAGAUUGUGUAUCGAGGAGAUUUCAGACAAUAUCCAAGAGGUAGAGGGGAUAAAACAAAUAGUCAGUGUGGCAGAAAAGUCUGUGGUCGAGACAUCAGAGGGUAAAAGCAAGACUAGUGAUUCACAAGAGACAAUGGUCCAAAGAGGGCAAGAAACUACAAGUAGAAACGAAGAGACUCUACAUGAAAUUGUGAAAGAAAUUAAAGUUAUAGAUAGUGCGCCUGAUAGAGUAACAGAAAACAUACUGAUGGUAGGUGAUAUACCACAAGAUUCAGUAAGUAUUAAAAAUAAACCACCAGAAGAUACAUCGCAUACACUAGAUGCAAGAUUCCAAGACACAAGAGUACAUGACACAGAGGAACAAACCGAUAGUGAUACUACAGAAAAGAUACAAAAAGAUAUAAACAUUCAGGACAGCAUACAUAAAACUGAGUUUCAGAUAAAAGUCACUUCACUAAAGAGAGUCUCUGAGACCAAGUACACACAAGAUACUUUAGCUGAUGAACUAUGCGUGCAGCAACCAGAAACUAUAGCAAAAAAUACAAUGCAAGACGUGCCAGUGCAUGAAGUCCAAGAAAGUAAGGAGAAAAACCAAGAUGGGACUACCGUGGACACUGAAAAGGACACAAGGAUCAAAGAGCCUUCAGACAGAAGGGAAAAUAGAGAAGCGCCGAGCACAGACUUACUUCUACGCUGGUGUCAGGAAGUGACAUCAGGGUAUAGCGGCGUACGUGUGAAUAACUUCACCACAUCAUGGAGGAAUGGUCUUGCCUUUUGCGCCAUACUUCAUCACUUUCACCCUGAAAGCAUUGACUAUAAAGGUUUGGAUCCAUUAAAUGUAAAGGACAAUAACAAAAAGGCCUAUGAUGGUUUUGCUGCUCUUGGGAUACCACCGCUUCUGUCCCCAUCAGAUAUGUUACAUCGCCAGGUCCCGGACAAGCUGAUCAUCCUUACAUACAUUUGCCAAAUACGAUCUCACUUUACAAGCAAUAAGACUCUUGAUAAUCUACCAGCUUCCUCUCAGACUGCUGCCUCUCCACAGGCUCAUAGUGAUGUGGAGAAACCGGACACUGCCUCUGAAAUAGAUAAGGAUCGGAACGCUACUUCAGGCAUUAAAAUCUCUGCCUAUGAGGAACCUAUUGGUCCACAGUCUUCUUCUACUCGAGAAAAGUACCUACUAAAUGUACAGUCCAAGAGACAAAAUUCUCAGGAAGAAAAUCCUUCUUCUGAGCAUAGAAACAAAGAAAGAGUCACAAAUGAGGCACAAAGUCCGAAGGCCUCUGCUGAGAAACAAGAUUUGCCCGUAUAUUCCCCAGUAGAUAGUUUACCAAGAUACUCCCCUGUGGAAAAGAAGACACUUGGGUCUCCACCAGAGAAGCAAAUUACAAAGGCGACCACUCCUCAGGUACAGGACACUGUGAGCACUGAGGAACAAAGGAAUUCUGGGGUAGUUCCACCACCUCGUGUCAAAAAAAGACUAAGCGUCAAUGGGAGUUUAUUGGAAAUGAACCUGGAUGAGGGGGAGGCUUCAGCAUCAGCCCCAGUAGCUCCUCCAAGAAAGGGAGGAGGUUUGGGUCACCUGCGUGAUGCUGACCUGGUGAAGAAAAGACGUUCUCUUAUUCGAUCACAGUCUCUUUCUCAAGAUGAGGAGACAGAGCCCACGGGAAAAGGCCAUGAAACAAGUUCAAGACCUUCUUCUCAGAUUAUAAGCGAACCUCAUACUUCACCUUCCACGUCCUCUUCUUCCACCGCGGUCGCAACACCGGAAACGCCAGUGAAAGAGGAAGAAACCCUGGCGAGUGAAAACGUGGUUCUUAAGGACACCAGUCAGUAUGUCACCUCUGAACUCGCUGCCCUGGAGCAUCAGGAAGAAGAAAUUGACUCAAGAGCAGCCGUAGUAGAAAGGGAACUCCGACUUCUGAUGGAAAAUGGUAAUGACAAAGAAGCUGAGGAGGCUUUGAUCCAGGAAUGGUUUUUACUGGUGAAUAGAAAAAAUGCAUUAAUUCGCAGGCAGGAUGAAUUACAGCUGAUGGCCGAGGAGCAAGACCUGGAAAGACGCUUUGAACUCUUGAGCAGAGACCUGCGAGCGUUGCUGUGUACAGAAGAAUGCUUAAAAAGUGAAGCUCAGAAGAGAAGGGAAAAGCUCCUACUUGAUGAGCUUGUAUCUCUUGUAGACCAACGGGAUGGUCUGGUGAGAGAUCUACAUAUCAAGGAGAGAAAAGCCGUAGAGGAAGAUGAACUCAUAGAACGAAGCCUUGAGGAGAGAAGGAGAAAGCUGAGCAAAAAGGAAAAGUGUCGGAUCAGCUGAAGUGAUGGGGCCAAAAAUAUUCUGAAGAGCUUACAUCCGUGCAAUGCUUAUCACAAACUCUUCAAUAUUACAGAAAACACAACACCGGACACCUAUGAAUAAAAAUAUUUGGAAACUUGCUUAACCCAUGUCACCAGGCUAAAGAAGGACCCAUGGCCCAAGACACUGAGAUCCCCUCCAAGCACUAUCCACCUUCCUUGUUCCUGUAUAUUUCUAUUUGCUGCUAGAGAUCUAUAGAGAAUGAUAUUUACUGUGUGAAAAUGUUUUUAUUGAGCGCUGUUCUACAUAAGUGUUAGUAAGUAUUAGCUGUGAGGUGAUUUUUGUUUUAGUGUGUAAAAUGGUGAUGAUACAUGUAUUGGUGAACAUCUUGGACCUACUGCUGAACCAGUCCAGUUCCAUUAGGAGGACUACAGUCUGAUUGAAUUUAUGACUUUCCAACUUUAGCAAUGGAUUUAGACUGUCGUCCAGGAUCGGAGAUUGUCAUCUGGUUUUCAAAAGGCGUUGGCCAGAUAUCUAUAGAACUCUACACAAAUAAACCCAUUCAAGGUGGGCGCCUGUCAUUAUACAAUGACAAGGAUUCUCUAUUGACUUUCUUGAAGUGCCUUAAAGGGAAAACAAAGACUUUACAUACUCUCCCAAGGAGUAUUGAAACUAACUUAUGGACAUGGAGAUAGACUUUUGUUUAUGAUAUGUUAGCUCAGGAUAAAACACAAUUGCAGGCCUGGCAGUGACUUAUAAUGCAGGUAGGAUGCCCAUAGCAAAGAUCAGAAUGGGCCCCCCUCACUGGGGGCUGGGUUUUACCACAUAAGGAUUGGGUGUGUGAUCUCUUUCCAUGACCAUUUGGCCAAUUAUCUACACAAAUGCAGUUUGUUCCGAGAGGAGAGCCCACUCACUUCAAGGGCACCAUAGCAGCCACAUGGUCUGCCCCUCUGGUAUGUAUGCCCUAUGUAAGAAUUCAACUUCCAAUGAGAACAGUUGUCUCAGAGAUAUGUAAUUCAGUCAUUUUGCCACUUAGAGAAGAACUUUUUUACCUGGUGACAUGUAGAAAAUCUCCUUGAAAGGCUUUGUUACUGACGCACUGCAACGGGCUUUAUGUUCCUAUCUUUGCUGCGCUCUAGACACUGUUGUUGUCUUGCAUUAGAGAUUAUUAUUCCUUACAUGAAUCAUUACACCAUUGUUCGGCUUUUUACUCCACACCUGUUUUUUUCGGCUGAAAUGAGUCAUUUAAUUGAAAACACAUCUACACCAAUCACAAGACUUAUGUAAUAAUUCCCUUGCUUUUCCGUUGUAGCUCACCCAUAAACAUCAUGUAUAUUCGCUACUUAUUAAUAUCUAUUCUGAUGCCUUAAUGGGGGAAUCCCAAGGUUUAAAGAUAUCUCCUAUCUACAGAAUAGGGGCUUGCUGCAUGAUUGAAUGGAGGUAAAUUGUCUCCAUAGAAAAUGAAGUGGCAGCACCACCACUUGACCAGAGCUCUAUUCACUGUGUAUGGGACAUCCAAAUAUAGCUGAGUGCUUGGCAAUGUCCCAUAGACCUCUAACACCACUAGAUAGAGGACGAGGAUGCAAGUUUUAAUAUACAGAGAAAAUGUUUUAAUCACUCACUUGCCGUAUACCUAAAGAGAUGCCAAGUGUCUACUGGUCAGUUGGGUGUCCUGGCUUCUCGGAUGUGGACUCUCCCUCUUUGAUAACCUACGUACACUAUCUGUAGCUCAAGAGCAAGGAGGAUGGGUUGGGGAGGGUUCACGGCUAAGGAGCUGGAACAUGUUUCUUCUCAUUGGACAAUUGGCACCUUAUUUGUGAGUAUUUAAGAGCCCCAUUAGACAAUACAAGCCAUCUUGAAGAUCGGCACUCUUUCACAAAGCCUAUUACUAGACUCGGGUAUCCAGCAAACAGUCAUUGGCUGCACAUCCCAUGAGAUGUGUGGAUGAUGACUGUAAAGCAGGCCAUAACAACCUGAUCAGCCACUGAAUGAGCCAUUGCUUCUUUGCCGACUGACCACGAGCCCUAUUAAAAGAGCAGUAUUGGCCUGUGUAAUGGGGUCCAAUACUUCACUUACUCAGCUCUGCUGGGACUAUGAUUGGCAGCAUACUCCUCCUUCUGUUUUCAUCAUCUGCUUACUAGGGGGGGAGGGGGCUCAAAACCAAUGACAGGUUACCUGUAAACACUUGAAAAGAAAACAAAAGGUAAAAACAGAACACAUCCUCAGAUUAUUUUUUAAAAAUUAUUUAUUAUGAAUUUCAUAAAAAGCACAACUGAUAAGGUUUUUUGUUUAUAAAAUUUAUAUUUUCUAUCAGUAUUAAAUAAUGUGCUUGAUACUAUGAGGGCGCCCAACAUGAAGAUGUACAGGGGAAGCACUGACGACCGAUUUAUCUAUGUAAAAAGAGUGUUACAGUAAAUGUUUCAGAAGAUCCUCACUUUAUUUGUAUAACCAUUUUAUAUCAUAUUUGCCACCACGCUCCUCUUCGAAAGAACUUUCUUUGAAAUCCAAAUUUCCAUUUUGUACAGACAUUUUGUACAGUUAGGUUGACCUACUGUUAUUGAUAUGAUACGUGGUUAAUGUAUCUUCAAUGUAUCUCAAUUCAAUCAGUCCAAUUUAGUCAAAAUCACGCAGAAAAUAUUCACAUUAUUAAAUAUACCAUGAACUGAUCUAUUGUAGGGAAGAUACGUGAAUAUCCAAGCGGUGUGACUACAAUAUAACUGUGAUGGCUCUGGGAUGGGCCAUAAAUAUCUAUUCAGCAGAGGUCUAACUCCCAGCACCUCUAUCAGCCACCUGUUUGUCAGAGCCUCAAUGCCGGAAUACACAGAAAACAGGAAGCAGACAGCGCCAUACAAUUUUUAGUGGCCAUGCUGGGUAACUACAGCUCAGCACUCAUUUGCUUCAGCAAAUGGUGAAAUACCCAGCAUGGCCACUACAUAGUGUAUGGAGCUGUCUGCUUCCUGCUCUUUUUUCCUGGAUUUGUGGGUAACUUCGUGGGUCUGGAUGUUGGACACUGUCUAUUAGAUAUUGAUGUCUUGUCCUGAUCAUAGGCCAUCAAUAAAAAGUUGCAAAAAUAAAUAUCCUGUAACUAUGGUAUCUGCAGGUCAUUUCCCACCCAAGUUGCUUCACUUAUAUUGGCACAGCUUUGCACAACACUCUGUGGUAAAUGUUAUUGUCAUGGUACGAGGGAAUACUGAAAGUCUUCAUGAGAUUGUUGCAUUGCUUGAUGUGUUAAAUAAAUGCAAUAAAAGA